Molecule: messenger RNA, 387 nt
Organism: Eruca vesicaria subsp. sativa (arugula)
Lineage: Eukaryota; Viridiplantae; Streptophyta; Magnoliopsida; Brassicales; Brassicaceae
Source: the annotation of a GenBank genome assembly
AUGGCAAAGAUCUCCUUAUUGCUUUUCGUCGUUGCCCUUUUCGCUUCUCUCCACGCUUAUGAAGCUCACCGCAUGGGCAAAUUCAAUGAAGGACUUGAAAAAGACUUGCACAAAGCCGAGGCCAUGAUCGAGGAAGACUUGAAGGCCAAGAAAUCGAGCAUUCAGGGUUUAAAAUCUGAGGUGAAAACGUUGAGCAAAUCUGAACAGACUCUGAAACAACUUGGAAAUGAUUACAAAAAGGAUACGGAUGAAGCGCCUUACGGAAAGAAACUCAAAAGAUUCAGCAGGAUAGUAAAAAUCAAGGAUGCACCUGCCAAAAAAAAGAAAGCUGCAUCCGUAAUCCAAAAGAUCUUGAAGGAUUUUGGGCUAAACGGAGGGAAGGAAUGA